Molecule: messenger RNA, 1369 nt
Organism: Chiloscyllium plagiosum (whitespotted bambooshark)
Lineage: Eukaryota; Metazoa; Chordata; Chondrichthyes; Orectolobiformes; Hemiscylliidae
Gene: pcgf3
Product: polycomb group ring finger 3
Source: RefSeq, a predicted model, not a curated record
CGGUGGGCGCAGACUGCUGGCGUCACGGGGAAAGCGGCGGCGGUGGUUGUCCAUCAAUGAGUCCGAGUCCGCCGCCCCUCAGCCUCGCAGCGUCGCGGAGACAGGUGCUUCACGCGACUGCUCAAACAUUGAGAUCUUCACCGGCGUCAUCACAUGACUACACUGCAGUGCUCCGUGUCAGAGCAACACAGGGUUCAAAGAUGCUGACUAGGAAGAUAAAGCUGUGGGAUAUUAAUGCUCACAUCACGUGUCGACUUUGCAAUGGAUAUCUGAUUGAUGCUACCACAGUCACAGAGUGCCUACAUACCUUCUGUAGGAGCUGCCUUGUGAAGUAUUUAGAAGAGAACAACACAUGUCCUACCUGCAGGAUUGUCAUUCAUCAGAGUCACCCAUUGCAGUACAUCGGUCACGAUCGAACAAUGCAAGAUAUUGUCUAUAAAUUGGUGCCUGGUCUCCAAGAAGCGGAGUUAAAAAAGCAAAAAGACUUUUAUCAGAAACUUGGCCUUGAAAUGCCUGGCGAGGUCAAAGGUGAGACGUGCACAGCUAAACAACAAUUCGACCCUCUCCAUGAUGGCGAAACAAAGCCAGAAGAUGAGUCAAAUAAACAGAAAACUGAGGAUAAGCCAGAGGAAGAACAUGAUUAUCACAGGAAUGAUGAACAGGUAAGCAUCUGUUUGGAAUGCAAUAGCAGUAAGUUACGUGGGUUGAAGAGAAAGUGGAUUCGCUGUUCAGCACAGGCUACUGUUCUACAUCUGAAGAAAUUUAUCGCCAAAAAACUCAACCUAGCAUCAUUUAAUGAGCUGGAUAUUCUAUGCAAUGAAGAAAUACUCGGAAAGGAUCACACUUUGAAAUUUGUUGUUGUCACUCGAUGGAGAUUCAAGAAAUCGCCCCUCCUGCUACAUUAUAGGCCAAAAAUGGACCUGCUAUGACAUCAAGUUUUAUCGUCAGCAGAACUUCAUAAGGUGCAAAUUUUGCAGAGACUAUCAUCCAGCACUCAGCCAGUGCAUCACUGGAUCUAGCAUGUGGUACACACCAGCAAAUACACACACCGAAUCAGAGGUAUUGCUCAACUGGAACUGACCCAAGAAAAGCCUGCUUCUGUGCUCGCUACUACAGUGUUGGAAUCGCUCAAGUUGAAAUGGGUUUACAGUCAUAAUAUAUUUCAAAAAGGAUCAAAUUAAAUUGCACCAAGACACUUUUUAUACCUGGUUUAUAAAGAAAGAAAGCAGUGACAUGAAUUUGAUGUGUUAGAAGGCUUUGUUGCGGGCACAAGAAAUAUUUUAUCGUUUACAUUUUGACUAUUGUUUUAGCAACUCUGUGAACCUACUUGUGAUUUUAAAUUGUUUUAAUAAUACAGUUUAUGAAGCUG